CUCCAUGGGUGCCCGCCUGUUCCUCCCGGGCCUCGUCCUGCUGCUGCUGCCCACGCCCACCCCAGCCCCCUGCCACACGGCCACGCGCAACGAGUGCCGGCGCAACCGCUGGUUCGUGCCUGGCUCGAUGCUGGCCGGGGAGGGCAUGGACGUGACCAGCCUCAAGCGCUCGGGCUCCUUCCCAGUCGACACAGAGAGCUUCCUGCGGCCCGACGGCACCUGCACCCUCUGCCGCAACACCCUACGGGGGGGUGCCCUCCAGCGCCUGCCCCUGGCACUGACCGACUGGCGCGCCCAGGGCUCGGGCUGCCAGCGCCGCGUGGUCAAGGCCAAGGCCAGCUCCACCGAGGGUGUGGCCAGGGAAGCAGCCAGCAACAUCCACAACGACUGGCGCGUGGGGCUGGAUGUGUCUCCCAAGCCCAACAUCAAUGUGCAUGUGAGCAUGGCCGGCUCGCACUCCAGGGUGGCCGACUUCGCUGCCCAGAAGACCCACCAGGACAGGUACAGCUUCAGCACUGACGUGGUGGAGUGUCGCUUCUACAGUUUCCACCUGGUACACUCUCCGCCACUGCACCCCAAUUUCCAGAGGGCCCUCAGCGACCUGCCCCCCAAUUUCAACACCUCCACAGAGGCUGACUACCUCAGGCUCAUCUCCAACUAUGGCACCCACUUCAUCCGGUCCAUGGAGCUGGGCGGCCGGACCCUGGCCCUCACUGCCCUGCGUACGUGUGAGCUGGCCCUGGAAGGGCUCACAGCCGAUGAGGUGUCAGACUGCCUAACAGUCGAGGCCCAGGUCAGCAUAAGUGACCACGCCAACCCUUCAUCAGAAUUCAAGGCCUGUGAGGAAAAGAAGAAGAAGCACAAGAUGACAACCUCCUUCCACCAGGCCUACCAGGAACGCUUUUCCGAGAUAAUUGGUGGCCACCAUACCUCCAUGAGUGACCUGCUGUUUGGGAACCAGGCCGGGCCGGAGCAGUUCUCAGCCUGGAUGGCCUCACUGCUGGACAGACCCGGCCUGGUGGACUACACCCUGGAGCCUCUGCAUGUGCUCCUGGAGAGCCAGGACCCACGGCGGGAGGCGCUGAGGCAGGCUGUGAGCAAGUACGUGAUGGACAGAGCCCGUUGGAAGAACUGCAGCAGGCCCUGCCCCCCGGGGCAGCAGAAGAGCCCCCACAACCCAUGCCACUGUGUGUGCCACAACUCGGGGAUCACCAACCAGGACUGCUGUCCCCGGCAGAGGGGCCUGGCCCACUUAGAGGUUAUGAACUUCCAGGCAAUGGGCCUGUGGGGAGACUACUUCACGGCCACAGAUGCCUAUCUGAAAGUCUUCUUUGGAGGCCAGGAGCAGAGAACCUACACGGUGUGGAACAAUAAUAACCCCACGUGGGUGACGCGGCUGGACUUCGGGAACGUGCUCCUGUCCACGGGGGGGCCCCUGAGGGUUCAGGUCUGGGACCAAGACUAUGGCUGGGAUGAUGACCUCCUUGGCACCUGUGACCAGAAAGCACAGUCUGGCUCACAUGAGGUCAGGUGCAACCUGUCCCACGGUCACCUGAGAUUCUCCUACAUUGCCAAGUGCUUGCCUCACCUGACGGGGGCAACCUGCCUGGAGUAUGCCCCCCAUGGUCGUCUGGGAGAGCCUCCAGGAAACCGGAGUGGGCCAGUGUGGUGAGAAGAGUGGGC
Molecule: messenger RNA, 1683 nt
Organism: Canis lupus familiaris (dog)
Lineage: Eukaryota; Metazoa; Chordata; Mammalia; Carnivora; Canidae
Gene: PRF1
Product: perforin 1
Exons: 2
Coding region: 5-1672 (555 amino acids)
Biological process (GO): leukocyte mediated cytotoxicity
Molecular function (GO): calcium ion binding; pore-forming activity
Source: RefSeq, marked validated